AUGGGCCUCAAAUCACCCAUUCCCAUCCAGGACCUCAAGUUCAACAAGCCGGUUCCUUACACUUUACACGUUGACCGGGAAUUGCUCAGCUUGACAACACAAAAGCUGGACCUCGCGCGUUAUCCAGAGGAGCAGUCGGACUUUGGUGAGGAGAAUUGGGCCCAGGGUGCCAAGGUGUCAAGAGUCAAACAGCUUGCUGAAUUUUGGCGAGACGAAUACAGUUGGGAAGCUGAGGAGCGCCGCCUCAACGCAGCCUUCAACCACUUCUUGGUCAAGAUUGACGUCCCGGGAUAUGGGCCCCUUGUCCUGCACUUCACGCACACGCGCUCCUCGCGCACAAACGCAACCCCCCUGCUUUUCUCGCACGGCUGGCCCGGUUCAUUUGUCGAGGCUGUCCGUGUAGUGCCCCCGCUCACUGAGCCAGACAGCACCGCAGACCCAGCCUUCCACUUCGUCGCACCCUCGAUCCCCGGCUUCGGGUUCUCGCCCGCGCCUACGAAAUCUGGCGUCGGGCCUAAUGUGGUUGCCCGCGCCUACAAAAUCCUCAUGACGGAGGUCUUGGGCUAUCCGACCUUUGUCACGCAGGGCGGAGACUUUGGCUCCUUUAUCACCCGCUCCAUCGCGAUCCAGUACCCCCAGAUCGUCCGCGCCCAGCACUUGAACAUGUUCCCCGUUGCGCCACCAACACUCACCUCAGCCCCGCUGGCCUACCUUCGCUGGUGCCUGUCCGGUGUGGCGUACUCGCCCUUUGAGGUCGAGGCACUCCGUGUCCGCAGCAACUUCGAGAUUGACCAGAGCGGCUACCUGGAGCAGCAAAAGACUCGACCUCAGACGCUUGGGUUUGCAUUAGGCGACUCGCCCGUUGGCCUCCUGGCGUGGUUUGUGGAGAAGCUCCAUGACUGGGGCGAUGUGUACGAGGCGUUUAGUGACUCGGAUAUCAUCACGCUGGUAAUGAUGCACUGGAUCCAGGGCGCAACACCGGGUCUGAGAUUCUAUCGCGAGGCUUUUGGCCGUGGGAUGCGCGAAGCGGAGAAGACAUUUGAGGUGUACAUUUCUGCGCCAACUGGGGUCAGCAUGUAUGCUAAAGAGCAGCUGCACUGUCCUCGAGACUGGGCGGCGCAGGCGGCCAAUAUCCAGUACUGGAAGGAGUACGAGCGAGGAGGGCACUUUUCAUCGCUGGAGCGACCGGAUCUCUUUGUCCAGGACUUGCGCAGCUUCUUCUCCCAGCCAUCUGUGCUCAAGGCCAUUCACUCCAAAUAG
Molecule: messenger RNA, 1260 nt
Organism: Aspergillus versicolor CBS 583.65
Lineage: Eukaryota; Fungi; Ascomycota; Eurotiomycetes; Eurotiales; Aspergillaceae
Product: epoxide hydrolase family protein
Exons: 3
Coding region: 1-1260 (419 amino acids)
Biological process (GO): epoxide metabolic process
Molecular function (GO): epoxide hydrolase activity
Source: RefSeq, a predicted model, not a curated record